UUUGCAGCAGACCUGCAGCUCUGUAUUUCCAGUCAUGGCUUCCUACAGAGUGAUGUGUGUGACGGCUGUGCUGACUCUGCUGAUUCCAGAGUCUGCGUCGCAGCUGUCUGUGUGUGGCAGAGCAUCUCGAAACACCAGGAUCGUCGGAGGAGCGGUGGCCCCUGAAGGCAGCUGGCCCUGGCAGGUCAGUCUGCACCGGUCUGGGGGCUACUUCUGUGGAGGAUCCCUCAUUAAUAAUCAGUGGGUGCUGAGCGCCGCCCACUGCUUCAAGAUGAUCACAGCAGGCCAGGUGACGGUGUACCUGGGCCGUCAGACUCAAGCAGGACCGAACCCCAACGAGGAGUCUCGGAGCGUCUCACAGAUCAUCAGUCAUCCUAAUUACAACACUGUUACAGACGACAACGACAUAGCCCUGCUCAGGCUGGCCUCAGACGUGCCCUUCACCGACUACAUUGUGCCCGUCUGCCUGGCAGCCUCAGACAGCUCCGUCCACGCGGGGGUCAGCACCUGGGUCACCGGAUGGGGUGCAUUAACAGAGGGAGGCUCUAUUUCUAAUGACCUGAUGGAGGUGCAGGUGCCGGUUGUGGGGAACAGACAGUGUAACUGUGACUAUGGAGUGGGUGAAAUCACAGACAACAUGCUGUGUGCCGGGUUCAGAGAAGGAGGAAAGGACGCCUGUCAGGGGGAUUCAGGAGGUCCACUGGUGAGCAAACAGGGUGAUGUUUGGAUUCUGCUGGGGAUCGUUAGUUUUGGAAUUGGUUGUGCCAGACCAGAAAUACCAGGAGUGUACACCCGAGUGUCCCGCUACAUGAGCUGGAUCAACAGCCAGAUCAUCACCAACCAGCCAGGCUACGUCAGCUUCACGUCCAUGGGGACCGACAGCGACAUCAAUGUCAUCUGUACAGGCCUCCCUCCUAUAACAACCACCAUCUCCCCUCCAGACUCAACAACCUCCCCAACCAUAGCCACCACCACCAAAACCCCUCCAACCAAAACUACAACGAACACCACCACCACAGCCCUUCCAGCCAAAACUACCACCUCCCCAACCAAAACCACCACCACCACAGCCAUUCCAGGCAAAACGACCACCUCCCCAACCAAAACCACCACCACCACCACAGCCCUUCCAGAGUACCACCCCCCCAACCACAACCGCCACCACCACAGCCCCUCCAACCAAGAGUACCACCUCCCCAACCAAAACCACCACCACCACCACAGCCCUUCCAGGCCAAACUACCACCUCCCCAACCAAAACCACUGCCACCACAGCCCUUUCAGCCAAAACUACCACCUCCCCAACCAAAACCACCGCCACCACAGCCCCUCCAACCAAGAGUACCACCUCCCCAACCACAACCGCCAAGACCACAGCCCCUCCAACCAAGAGCACCACCUCCCCAACCACAACCACCACCAUCUCCCCAACCACCGCCACCACCACAGCCCUUCCAACCACCACCACCGCCUCCCCAACCACAACCAGCACCACAUCCCCAACCACAACCACCACCACCACCACAGCCCUUCCAACCAAAACCACCACCACCACCACCACCACCACCACCACCACCACAGCCCUUCCAACCAAAACCACCACCACCACCACAGCCCUUCCAACCAAAACCACCACCACCACAGCCCUUCCAAACAAAAUCACCAUCUCCCCAACCACAGCCACCACCACCAACACCCCUCCAAUCAAAAGCACCACUUUCCCACCCACAACCUCCCCAACCACAACCACCAUCACCACCACAGCCCUUCCAACCACUACCACCACCACCACCACACAACCACCACCUCUCCAACCACCACCACUACGUCUCCAGCCACCACACCCACACCGGUGGUGUGUGGUCAGGCCCCGUUGAACUCCCGUAUUGUGGAGGGGAGCUCGGUGGCCUCAGCUGGCAUUUGGCCGUGGAUGGCGAGCCUGCAGAGGAACGGGUUGCAUGUGUGUGGUGGAACUCUGGUGUCCGAGGACACUGUGAUGAGCGACGCCGGAUGCUUCUCAAGCUCCUCGGUGGCGUCCGAGUGGACCGUGGUGUUGGGUCAACUGCAGCAGAGCAGCUCCAACCCUUUCGAGGUGACGCUGAACGUCAAAAACAUCACUCUGAGCAGCCUGAGUGGCUCCAACGUGGCGCUGCUGAGUCUGUCCAGCCGGCCCACCCUGUCUGACUACAUCCAGCCCAUCUGCCUGGACGACGGACGCACCUUCACCGUGGGAACCACCUGCUGGGCCGCCGGCUGGAGCUCAGGACGAGGAGGAGAUCAACAAGUUCUCCAGGAGAUCCAGACCUCAGUGGCCAGCUGUGGAGACACGUCCACCUCGGACAACAUCUGUACCUCCAGCUUCAUUCUGGAGCAGGGCGACUCCGGUGGUCCGUUGAUGUGUCCGCAGGAUGGCUCGUGGUUUCAGGCCGCUGUGUUAACCACCAAAGACAACUCAACCAGCCGAGCUCGAGCCAACACAGUGAUGGUCUUCAUCAGAAUGACGAAGUUCAGGAACUUUCUGAGAGAGAACCUGGGACGGUCCUUAUCUCCGGCCUCCACGAACAGCAGCACAACCAACACAACCAACAACAACAGCACCAGCACCUCUGUGAACGCCACAGCCACCCCGUCUCAGACCACCGCCAGCGGGGGCACCUCCAGUCCCUCCAUCUCCUUCAUUAUCUUCUUCCUCCACCUCCUGCUCUUUGCCAACAGUCUUAAAAUCUUCCCAUAG
Salarias fasciatus (jewelled blenny) is the source of this 2734-nucleotide messenger RNA. Its product is annotated as lateral signaling target protein 2 homolog. Lineage: Eukaryota; Metazoa; Chordata; Actinopteri; Blenniiformes; Blenniidae. The coding region runs from base 35 to 2734 and encodes 899 amino acids. Gene Ontology annotation, molecular function: serine-type endopeptidase activity. The transcript is spliced from 12 exons. The record is from RefSeq and is a predicted model, not a curated record. Gene Ontology annotation, biological process: proteolysis.